Messenger RNA from Fonsecaea monophora, 1911 nucleotides. RefSeq lists its product as hypothetical. Gene Ontology annotation, molecular function: DNA binding; zinc ion binding. Lineage: Eukaryota; Fungi; Ascomycota; Eurotiomycetes; Chaetothyriales; Herpotrichiellaceae. The coding region runs from base 1 to 1911 and encodes 636 amino acids. The record is from RefSeq and is a predicted model, not a curated record. Gene Ontology annotation, biological process: DNA-templated transcription. The transcript is spliced from 8 exons.
AUGGAAACAAGCAGCCAUGACAGAGAUGAUGGUCAACGCCGCUUCGACGUUCGAAAUCCUGCUACUGCCAAUGCUGCGCAACAGUGUAUGGCAGUCUCAGUCGCGAGUCCGGCGCCACAGAGUGCAGCUCAUGCGCAACCGCAGCAGCGCACCCGGGAUUCUGUAAACAUUAGUUUCGAUCAGCUGUUUGAGUCUUUUUCGCAAACUUCGGGUAUGGGGGAUCUGUUUACUCUCGAAAACCCGGCUGCAGCCGGACCGAAGGUCCAGAUUCAGCCCUCAUACGAGAAUUUGUUUUGGCAGCAGAAGUUGGGCUUCGGAUUACAACCCGUCCAUCCAGCUAAUUUCUGCCUACCGGGGAAAGAUGAUGCCGUUGCCACCUCCUGCCCUUUCCUCAAGUGUACCAGGCUCGACCGGCUCGACCAGGAGGAUGUCAAGUUCCUGGAACAACGAGGAUGCUUUACACUACUCCCCAAGGCCGUUUUGGACGUGUUUAUGAAGCAGUAUUUUCUUUAUAUACAUCCACUUCUUCCAAUCUUCAACGAGUGCGAAUUUUGGCGCCUCUACCAGCAGCCAGAAUGUGAGGAAAGCUCCGAACACCAGCUAUCGCUCUUCACCUUUCAGGCCAUGUUGGCCGCUUCCUCGAUGAAAGUUCCCAUUGGGGUCCUGUUGAGUAGCGGCUUUGCCUCUCAUCAGCAGGCAUGCUGGAUCUUGUUCCAACGUGCCAAGCAUCUUUACGAUUUCCGAACCGAGGAGGAUCCCUUAGCGAUCGCGCAGGGGUCCUUGAUGCUUUCCUUGAUCGCUCCAACGGAUAUACACCAAAGUGCUGCGAGGGUAUCGGUCGCCGGUCAAAGCAAAUCAGAGUUCGGCGUGGCCCAACGGUGCACAAAGACUUUGGCAUUGCUGCCUUAUCCGCGACCGGAUCCUUUCCCUAGCAUGCGCCGACCGCUUCAGAUCAGACCAGAGAGUUACGACGCCAGCACGGCCUUUGAGAGGGUUCCUGAGGGGGUGGCAACAGGCAAAGGCGAAUACAUGGGCUCUCUCAUCCACGAUGUUGACACGGAACGCUAUUUGGCCAAGAUCCAUUUUGCCUGUGUCCAAUUUGCCAUCAUGUUGACCGACCUCCUGAUGAUGGUGUAUCCUCAUGACAAUGCUGGAGUCACGCCCAUCGACUCGUUGAGCGACCACUCCGACUUUGUCUUGCGCGUGGAGAGGUGUCGGUCCGCUCUAGACAAGUGGUCCACCACUUUCCUGACCGAAUUCCCCGACUCCCCGCUCCCCGCCCACGAGGGAAACGUGGCUGUGUUCUUCCGGAGCCUUCUUCUUAUGUGCCAUAGUAGCGCUAGGAUUGCACUCCAUCAGCACGAAAUCACCGCAGCGUAUUUCUAUCCGGGCUAUAUCAAUGCGUACGACUCUCAGCGGCUGAGCGUGGCGAGAAGUAAUAUCUACGACAGCAUUCAGACCAUUUGCAACCUGACGAGAAGGCUACAAGUGCAGAACCUGCUCUCAAAACUUCCUCCGACCGCGCUGGCUUGCAUUGCCUACCCCUUUUUAAUCUUGAAGCUAAGCAUGACGCUGCAGUCGACCACACACACGCCUCCUCUGAUCAUCACCAUGUGGAACACUCUCCAAGAAUCCAUAGACUUUUACAAGUCUCAUUACGGCAUGCUGGAAAAGGUCUUCUCCUCGUCUUGGAAGCUGGUGCACAUGUCCAAUCAGGGACCAGGGCGUAGUACCACAACGAUCGAUCUAUGCUCCACUGGCUCGCAGCAGCACCUCGCGGUGAAGUUGCAGUGGUGUGACGACUUUAGGAGAAAUGUUGAAUUGUUGUUGCGGGCUUCCAUGGCGUUGGACUUGAACAUUGCAGAAGGGCCCAACAAUGGGACAACCGAUCGACUGCCCGUCAUCCUGUAG